GGAAAAUAAAUGAGAUAAAUGAGCUAAAGGCCACAAUUAGCCGGUACAGAUCUGAUGACAGUUUGGACAGGAUCUCAGACAGACAUGAUGCUGCUAAAACAUAUAAGGCCAAAACCUUGGAUAACCAACUAACCAAUAGAAAUAUGUCCGCAUUUAGAUCACCAGAAGCAACAAAAAUGCGACCUGGAGGUUUUGUCAGUCUGCACACCACCAGCACCCUCCCUUCCACCCCUGCUACAACCCCUGUAAAGAAAAAGAGACAGUCCUGGUUUCCACCGCCCCCUCCAGGAUAUAAUGCCUCUCCAAGCACAGGAGCAAGCAGAAGGGAACCAGGUGUUCACCCUCCAAUACCGCCAAAGCCCAGUUCUCCUGUUUUAUCUCCUAACCAGCUGAGACGGGAUAAUAGGCAGAUUUGUCCACCUAAAGCAAGUGUAUAUACAGAAACCAACAGAUCUGCUGAAAGAAAUAUAAGUCGUCAGGAUCUGGAGAACAUUGUCAAAGUGGCUACUUCACUUCAGAGAACUGACAAGGGUGAAGAAUUGGAUAAUAUAAUCAAAAUGAACAAAAGCUUGAAUAGAAAUCAAGGUCUUGAUGGCAUCUUCAGAACAACUCCUAAGGCAGAGCAAAUAGAGAAAAGAGCCCAAAGCCUUGACAGUCUCCUCUUUCUGAAUAGCCGGCCAAACAAAGAUGGCAAAGGAAACCAAACUCUCUACAGUGUCGUUAAAGAAAACCCCAGAACAGUCAAGAAUGACAAAGGAAACCAAGGCCUUGGGAGUUUUAUCCAAGUUAAUCAAAGGGCUGACCAGUAUGAGAAAGGAAAACAAGACCUCAAUGGGCGAAUUAAAGUGAGUCCUGAAACAAAUAAAAAUAUCAAGAGGGGCCAGAGUCUUGACAAUCUCAGCAGAGUGACCCCUGAAGUGAACAGAAGUAACUCAGGUUCCAGAGACCUUGAUAACCUCAUCAAAGUGAAUCCAAGAACAGACAAAAGUGUGCAAGGGUGCCAAAGUGUUGCCAGCCUCAUCAAGGUGGCUCCUGAAACAAACAGAACUAACCAAAGGAACCAGGACCUGAACGAUCUUAUCAAAGUGAGCCCCUCGGCAAACAAAAGGUAAGCUUAUUAAGAUUUU
Molecule: messenger RNA, 1127 nt
Organism: Myotis davidii
Lineage: Eukaryota; Metazoa; Chordata; Mammalia; Chiroptera; Vespertilionidae
Gene: SCEL
Product: sciellin
Exons: 18
Coding region: 144-1112 (322 amino acids)
Biological process (GO): epidermis development
Cellular component (GO): cytoplasm
Source: RefSeq, a predicted model, not a curated record